Molecule: messenger RNA, 2492 nt
Organism: Saccostrea cuccullata (small rock oyster)
Lineage: Eukaryota; Metazoa; Mollusca; Bivalvia; Ostreida; Ostreidae
Exons: 11
Coding region: 2-1351 (449 amino acids)
Source: RefSeq, a predicted model, not a curated record
AAUGGCUGAACUUUUAGGUGCACAAAUACUUGAAGAGCUGGAAUCCUCGAAAACACCACUAUCUGUUAGUUACAUGUGUAGAAAGUGUAAAAAACCAGAAACACAGAUUGAGGAAAUAUUAGAGAAUCUUAAAUCUAUCGGCCUCAUUAACUCGAAUUCUCAGGGACUCUGGUUUUCCUGUAGUAUUAAUGAUACAGGGGAUGAUCUGUCUCUUGACGCAGAGAGGUUUGAUGACUCACUGCCGGGACCUGUUGUGAUACAAAAACAAAAGGAAACAUUUUUAAAAGAGGCACCAGAGCCUGAGACAGAACUAAAAGCUCUACAUCAGGCCAGGACCUCACCCAGUGAUUCAAGCUCAAGCACUAGUCCUAAAGUCCCAAAUAAUUCUGCAUCAAAUGCAGAAUAUAACAGUUCCAUUACCAGUAGUCCUUUGAGAGCUGCAUAUAAUGUUUCUCAGGCAUCUGAUGCUACAAACCCUAAAGUGACAAGUAGAGAGAGAUCUGGUGCCAAUUGCUCCUCAACACCAUUUAUACAAGAGGCUGAAGAGGUGACAUUAUCCGGAUUAGAGGAUGAAGCUUUGUCAAGAAGACUAGAGGCAACCUCUUUAAAAGAACCUGGUAACCAAUUUAUAAUCUACUCUUCAUACAUUUUUCAGUGUUUACAUGUACUUCAAUCACCUUCAGAUGGUGCAUUAAUUCCUUGUAAAGGUAGGCAACCUGUCAUUCCGAGACAGAACUCUGACCAGACAGUUAGCAUGGUUGUUGGAGGGGGUCAGAUUGAGACUUCUAGUUCAGUGCAGUCAUGGCAACUGUCAAGAAUAGACCCUGCUGUAAAACAACACAAAGACAUAAUUGUUUCCAUUAUUCAAUACUUUCAAUCAACACCAUCAAAUGGAGAGAAACCACUAGAUGUUGCCAAGAAAUGCAUAGGUAAAAAUGCCUCUAAAAGAGGUAUAAAUAGAUAUCUUCACAGUCUUAACAAGGAGGGAGUGCUUCAAGUAGUUUACCAGAAUCAACAGAAGAAGUCAGAUCCUCGCUGGAGGGCCACUCAGAAAAUUCACGACGUAUCAGAUGAAAAAUUAGAAGAAAUUGCAGCAGAGUUCUGCACUUCAAAGAAUUCAAGAUCAGAUCAGUUGGCCAGACUUCCAUCAAAUGAUGAGUGGGCACGAAACUCCUCCACAUGUAACCCUGGGUGCCUUCACCUUCAUCAACACCACCAUCUCCACCAACAUCAACACAACUAUAAUGUCCAGGUCGGAGAUGGAAAUACCAUGCAUGUCAAUGUGCCAGAUUUGGAAAGAGAGAAGGAGAAAGAAACAGAGGAAGAAAUUUACAAUAGACAAGGAGAAUAAAUUACUGUUAUUUAUCAUUGUAAGAAAAUUCAUACACUGCUUUGUCAAAAAAAGUGAUUUUUUCUAGAUUUACACCUGAGCAUUUGGCAUAAUUAAUUAAUAACUGAUAAAUGAAUUAUAGAAUUUUAAAUUCUUAAUAUAGAAUCACACUCAUAGGAGAUCAGCUGUGACAAUUUAAGAUGAUUUUGUAAAUGUUUAUAGGUAAUACUUUGAAGUUUCUUGUUUGAUUAUUUUUAGAAAUUUUGACAAUGACUGAAACAUGUCUGAGUCUUUACUAUAAUACAUGUAUAUUUUGUGUAUAGAUAAGUUAAUUUUCAUCAAAGUCUACUGUUGCUGUGAUCCUUUUUAAGGUUUUAUUUUAAACAAAUUAUGUAUAAAUGAACAUGGCAGUAAAAUGAAAAAGAAUAUUAGGGAAAAGAUCAAAGAAAAACAUUUUUUUUUGUAAUUUUUUAUAAACCAGGCCCCAAGACCAUAAACUAAGUCAAAUCUGGAUUUUUGAUAGCAAUGAUUUCGUUGCAAGUUUUGUAAAAUAUGCAGAUAAAAAAAAAACAAGUGAACAUUUUAUAUUGUUUUCUUCAUUCUCCAGUAUUUCAAAGAUCACUGGUAUACAGAUUUGAAAUUUUAACUUAUCUGUUUUCUGUGUAUGGGUUUCUCCCCAGGACAUAUACAAUUUCUGUACUAGAAAUAUUUUUUCCUCUCUAAAUCUAGUUUAGCACAGAUUUCUAUCAAAUGCACAAAAUCUUGUUAGCUCACUUUUGUGAUAUACAAGCUUUCAUGUUCAUAUUCAACACCAUGCAGCAUUAACAUCUGUGGUUGUUCAUCGUGUAAUUUAUUUUUAGCUCACCUUAGCCGAAGGCUCAAGUGAGCUUUUCUGAUCACAUUUUGUCCGUCGUCCGUCCGUCCGUCUGUCUGUCCGUAAACUUUUCACAUUUUCGACUUCUUCUCAAGAACCACUGGGCCAAUUUUGACCAAACUUGGUACAAAGCAUCCUUGGGUAAAGGGGAAUUAAAUUUGUUAAAAUGAAGGGACAUAUUCCCUCGCAAGGGGAGAUAAUCAAGAAAAGACAAAAAUAGGGUGGGGUCAUUAAAAAAUCUUCUUCUCAAGAACCACUGGGCCAGUAAAGCUGAAACUUAUGUGGAAG